This is a messenger RNA of Urocitellus parryii (Arctic ground squirrel), 1787 nucleotides long. RefSeq names its product SPG21 abhydrolase domain containing, maspardin (gene Spg21). Gene Ontology annotation, molecular function: CD4 receptor binding. Gene Ontology annotation, cellular component: cytosol; trans-Golgi network transport vesicle. Lineage: Eukaryota; Metazoa; Chordata; Mammalia; Rodentia; Sciuridae. The record is from RefSeq and is a predicted model, not a curated record.
CGGAAGCUGGAGGCUCGCGCCCGCGGAGCACACGGUUCCGGAGGAGGGAGCGCCGCGGCCCGGGCUUGCUCGGCCGCGCGCCCCGCCCCUCGGAGGCCGGGCUCCAGCGCUCCCCCGCUCCCCCGCCAGCUGUGUCUGCGGGUCCUCCGGGCUCUGGCUGCGGGUCCCAGCCGCCUCCAUCUACUCGGAUAUAGGAGCAAAGAGCCGCCUGGAGCUGGAAGCAAAGGGACGUGGGGGUGGCCACGGCAGGAUUAACCUCCAUUUCAGCUAAUCAUGGGAGAGAUUAAAGUCUCUCCUGAUUAUAACUGGUUUAGAAGUACAGUUCCCCUUAAAAAGAUUAUCGUAGAUGAUGAUGACAGUAAAAUAUGGUCGCUUUAUGAUGCGGGCCCCAGAAGUAUCAGGUGUCCUCUCAUAUUUCUCCCCCCUGUCAGCGGAACUGCAGAUGUAUUUUUCCGGCAGAUUUUGGCUUUGACUGGAUGGGGCUAUCGGGUUAUAGCUUUGCAGUAUCCAGUUUAUUGGGACCAUCUUGAAUUCUGUGAUGGAUUCAGAAAACUUUUAGACCAUUUACAAUUGGAUAAAGUUCAUCUAUUUGGGGCUUCUUUGGGAGGCUUUUUGGCCCAAAAGUUUGCUGAAUAUACUCACAAAUCACCUAGAGUCCAUUCCCUCAUCCUCUGCAAUUCCUUCAGUGAUACCUCUAUCUUUAACCAAACUUGGACUGCAAACAGCUUUUGGCUGAUGCCAGCAUUUAUGCUCAAAAAGAUAGUUCUUGGAAACUUUUCGUCUGGCCCAGUGGACCCAAUGAUGGCUGAUGCCAUUGAUUUCAUGGUGGACAGGYUGGAAAGUUUGGGUCAGAGUGAACUGGCUUCAAGACUUACCCUGAAUUGUCAGAAUUCUUAUGUGGAACCUCAUAAAAUUCGGGACAUCCCUGUAACCAUAAUGGAUGUAUUUGACCAGAGUGCACUUUCAACUGAAGCUAAAGAAGAAAUGUACAAACUGUAUCCUAAUGCCCGGAGAGCUCACCUUAAAACUGGAGGCAAUUUUCCCUACCUGUGUAGAAGUGCAGAAGUGAAUCUUUAUGUACAGAUACAUUUGCUGCAGUUCCAUGGAACCAAAUAUGCCGCCAUUGACCCAUCUAUGGUCAGUGCUGAGGAGCUUGAGGUGCAGAAAGGCAACCUCAGCAUCAGCCAGGAGGAGCAGUAGAUGUGGCCUUUGCUGUUGCUGUGAGGUGACCCAGUGUGUUCUUGUACAAUCAGUGGCGUCAGCACCACCAGUCGGCCUCUUCCUUCAGGCUCGUCAGGCUCACCGGUUCUCACUGUGUUUUGGAAGUAGGACUGAUUGUCAUCUUGACAGGCAGCAGCUCUUCUAUGCCAGUGUAACUAACUGUCCCCACCUCAAUUUUUUUAGCUUUUGAAAUUGAAAAAAUACUUUUGAAGACUCACAUUUUACAAAUUGUGAAAAUUUACUAUCAAAAGUCUUCACCAUUGUGUUAAGUGAAUACUAAUUUCUGAGGUUUGGGAUUCUGGGGUUUUUCCUUUUUCUGUUUCCUGUCUUCUUGAUUUUUUGUUCUUUGCUGUAAAUGUUCACAUCCAGGUCAUGUAUCAAAAGGACACUGGUUUUUUUAUGCUUUCUUGGCAUAGCCAUCAUCAGAGAGCUAAGGCUGGCACUCUGCUGUUAGGUUUCCUGCACAUCAACUACUUUUAAUUUCCAGUUAAGCACAUUAUUUGGAGUGUUAGCUGUUUUCUUUCUAGCCAUUAUGUUCAUUUGGAAUAAAAAUUAAGUUUCAGUGA